UUUUCUGUUGUUUUUUUUUUUUACCGUGUCCUGUCUGGCUGUGAAGCAAGCAGAAUUGAUGUCUGAAUGCUGGUGACAAGCCUUACAGAUUUACUCUCAGGUGGACUAUCAAAGCGUUUGCUUUUAAUGUCACGCCUGAUACUUUGAGGAUUUACGGAGGAAGGAUGUGACCGAAGAACAAUAAUAAUUACACUGUGAGACAAAGUUAAAAUGUUUUCAGUCAACAUGGAAAUUAAACGAGUAGAAAUCCCCUCCAGCGUCCUGGAUGAUCUGUGCAGUCGGUUCAUCCUUCACAUCCCCAGUGAGGAGCGGGACAACGCCAUCAGAGUUUGCUUCCAGAUCGAGCUGGCUCACUGGUUCUACCUGGACUUCUGCAUGCAGAACACUCCAGGAGCACCUCAUUGUGGGAUCAGAGACUUCGCCAAAGCUGUUUUCCAUCACUGCCCUUUCCUUCUGCCCCAUGGAGAAGACGUGCAGAAGGUUCUAGAACAGUGGAAGGAGUACAAGAUGGGUGUACCGACUUAUGGAGCCAUUAUCCUGGACGAAUCACUAGAGAGCGUACUACUUGUUCAGGGCUACCUUGCAAAAUCUGGCUGGGGCUUUCCAAAGGGUAAAGUGAAUGAGGAUGAAGCUCCCCAUGACUGUGCAGUUCGUGAGGUGCUGGAAGAGACUGGCUUUGAUAUCAAGAACCGCAUUUGUAAAGACCGGUACAUUGAGCAGAAGAUCACCGACCAGUUGGUACGGCUCUAUAUCAUACCGGGGGUGUCCAAGGACACAAAGUUUAACCCCAAAACAAGGAAAGAGAUCCGGAACAUCGAGUGGUUUCCUAUUGAGAAGCUGCCCUGCCACAGGAAUGACAUGACCCCCAAAUCUAAACUUGGCCUUGCCCCUAACAGGUUUUUCAUGGCCAUUCCAUUCAUGAGGUAG
Molecule: messenger RNA, 927 nt
Organism: Nothobranchius furzeri (turquoise killifish)
Lineage: Eukaryota; Metazoa; Chordata; Actinopteri; Cyprinodontiformes; Nothobranchiidae
Source: RefSeq, a predicted model, not a curated record